AUGCAACUAUUUGGCCAACGCCCUUUUCUGGCUGUAGUAACCGGGGUUGGGACUAUAUCUAAUGUAUUUGCAACCACACUACAAACCUCAACUAGUAAUGUGUUAUCUACAGCCUUUCCAUGGCCGCCGUAUGCGGACCUAGAGUACGCCACGGCUCUGCCGGAGCCAUCUAAAACGAUAACGUAUGCGCGGCCUUACUCGGAACUUGGAUCACUCGCCGGACCUCAGAGAACGACAACGUGGGCGAGCGUAGCUAAUCCACUCGACCCAGACGAUGAGUUUGGCAAUGUCGCUUGGUCGUCUCUUUGGGCCCCCUUUUCCGUGGACCCCCCUCCAUUUACAACAACAGUUACGCCAACGCCGAUCCCAAGCUCUCAGCUUAUAAAGCCGACGCCUCUACCUUUCUCGAUCGGCAAGGGCGAAACAGAUGAGUUCAAGUUUCCAGAAGACUUUGAAUGGGGGUUUGCCGGAGCCGCCAUGCAGGUCGAAGGUGCGACUAAGACUGAAGGAAGAGGUCCCUCGAUUAAUGAAUUCAUAAUCGGCCGUGGCCGACCGGUCGCCGGUUCUGGCCCACCAGAUAUUGCAGUGUUGAAUUAUUUUUUAUAUAAGCAGGACAUCGCAAGACUCGCUGCCUUGGGAGUCAAGUCAUAUAGCUUCAGUAUCGCUUGGUCGAGGAUCCUCCCGUUUGGGCAUCCUGGCUCGCCGGUAAAUCAAGAAGCAAUUUCCCACUAUGACGACCUUAUCAAUACGAUCCUAGAAUACGGCAUGGAACCCAUUGUCACCUUAAAUCACUUCGAUACGCCGUUGUAUUACUAUAACAUCGCUUCUUGGCAAGGAUACGAGCACCCCGAGUUUGUCGAAGGAUUUUUUAACUAUGCAAAGAUUGUAUUAACGCACUAUUCUGAUCGAGUUGGUACCUGGAUAACUUUUAACGAGCCGAACGUGGACGCCGCCGCGGCCAAGAAUUGGAAUGCGAGCUACCAUAUUGUGAUGGCUCACGCCAAAACAGUUCAUUUCUAUCGAGACCAAAUUAAAGGGAAUGCUAGAUGGGGCAUCAAGCUAGCCUUUCCUUCUGGAUUCCCACUUCCACUAGACCCCCAAAAUCCGGACGAUGUUGCACUCACCGAGAGACAGCUGGAUUUUUCUAUCGGUUAUAUCGCGAACCCACUAUACCUCGGGAUCCAAACUCCUUCUAGCGUCAUCGAAGCGUUGAAAUCCCGUGCGCCUAGAUAUACCGAAGAGGAACUACAGUAUAUCAAUGGUACUGCAGAUUUCUUCGCCGUGGAUAUAUACACUGCGAAUUAUAUCACUGCCCUAGAUGAAGGGACGGAGGCAUGUAUUGAAUAUAGCUCACAUCCGCAGUACCCAGCCUGUACAAAUAUUACGUCGGUGCGAGCAAACUGGCAAAUGGGGGCCGAAAGUAAUGGGGCUUCCUAUACCUGGUACCAGCAUGCCCGUACUAUAUUUAAGUACUUGCAUACGAAAUAUCCGACUGCUGAUGGCAUCACCAUUGCUGAAUUUGGAUGGGCUACUUUUCAUGAAGCCGAGAUGUCUCAAAAUCAAGCACGAGCGGAUCUCGCGUCAACACUUCUUUACCUGCCAAUUCUAAACGAGAUACUGAAAUCCAUUUACGAAGAUGGCGUGAAAUUUAAAGGUGCAUUCGGUUGGGCUUACGUUGAUAAUUGGGAAUGGGGCGAAUAUAAUGAUCACUUUGGGGUCCAAACAUUCGACAACGUAACACUUGUGCGUGCGUAUAAACGAUCCAUAUUUGAUUUCGUCGACUUUAUCAAGGCACAUAGUGAGACUUAG
Molecule: messenger RNA, 1809 nt
Organism: Daldinia vernicosa
Lineage: Eukaryota; Fungi; Ascomycota; Sordariomycetes; Xylariales; Hypoxylaceae
Product: glycoside hydrolase family 1 protein
Exons: 3
Coding region: 1-1809 (602 amino acids)
Biological process (GO): carbohydrate metabolic process
Molecular function (GO): beta-glucosidase activity
Source: RefSeq, a predicted model, not a curated record